Pseudoliparis swirei is the source of this 1664-nucleotide messenger RNA. Its product is annotated as Ferritin, lower subunit-like. Lineage: Eukaryota; Metazoa; Chordata; Actinopteri; Perciformes; Liparidae. Bases 744 to 1277 code for a protein of 177 amino acids. Gene Ontology annotation, cellular component: cytoplasm. Gene Ontology annotation, molecular function: ferric iron binding; ferrous iron binding. Gene Ontology annotation, biological process: iron ion transport; intracellular iron ion homeostasis. The record is from RefSeq and is a predicted model, not a curated record. The transcript is spliced from 5 exons.
UGACGGCACGGCGGAGUGGGGUCGCCCGCUUAUGCUCGUUGGUGCUAGCAUGAAGGACGUUAGGUAAACAGUCGCUUUACAUCGUCGACUCGUGAGUUAGUUCUUGUUUUCGGAACUGAAGUCCGAGCCUAGAAGUGAAGAUAACGACGUGUGAACUCGGAACAUGUGUUUUUUUUAGAGGAUGCGAUGAUCUCUGUUCAAUAACAACUCGUCCCGGUGUUGCGGUUUAAGAAGCGACCGUGUUAACUGGCGACUUAUCAGCCGAAUACGUCCGUUGUUGUCGUUGCCGUUGGAAAAAUAGGACCGAGAACACGUAUAGCUGUCCUCGUGAAUGCCGCUUUGGUUUAAUGUUGUAAUACAGUGUCAUGUCAAACCCUAUUCAUAAUAAAAUAUACUAUACCAAUGAAACAAUGCGGCAUUCACGGGGGUAUAGCUAUGUGUUGUUUUCCUAUUUGCAACACCUGUCUAACUACGGUAACAACGGACGUAUUCGGCUGAUAAGCCGCCAGUUAACACGGUCGCUUCUUAAACCGUAACACCGGCACCUGACUAGUUACGUCCCACUUGAACUCCAUUCUCUGGAUAACACAUGACGACAGCCGGAUGUUUUAAGCCCUUAAACACCAGGGGCAUAAAAGCUGGCCAGCAAAGACCUGCAGCACUUUUAAAAUCUCACUUCACCUGGCGAGUGAACACAAAUAUACGCGCGUGUCAGUCAAGAUAACUUAAGAGCGUGAAGGGAAAUGAAAGAAAUGCAGUCCGUGGUCAAACAAAACCUCCAUUUGGAGACCGAAGGAGACUUGAACAAACUCAUCAACCUGAAGCUUGGUGCAUCCUACACCUACCUUUCUCUGGGGAUGUAUUUUGACCGGGACGAUGUUGCUCUGCCAAAAUUCUCCACUUUCUUCCUGGAGCGCUCGGUGACAGAGAGGCAACAGGCUGAGAAGCUGCUGGGUUAUCAGAACACCAGAGGAGGUCGCAUUCUGCUUCACAUCAUUGCGAAGCCAAGCAGAGAUGACUGGAGAAGUGGUCUGGAUGCAAUGUCCUUUUCCUUGGACUACCAGAAGGUCCUAAACUCAUGUGUGCUUGACGUGCACCGCAGAGCUGACCUCCACACUGACCCUCAUCUGUGUGACUUCCUCGAGCAGCACUUCCUCACCGAUGGCUACGCCACCAUCAAGAAGCUGGGCGAUUACAUCGGCAGUCUGACCCGCAUCGCUGCUUCUGAGACCCACGGAGCGAUGGGGGAAUACCUCUUUGACAAACACACUCUGUAAAGGUCACACCAGUACGAGGUCCUAGUCCCAGUACAUAAGCUCCGCAUUUUAAAAAGAUUCAGAGUCCACGAAAUAAUGAUCCCUCGCACUGUGCGUUCACCUUGUUAAGAAAAUACAAUAUUGUCACAAUUUACGACAUUUAUUCUUGUACGAUAACAGAAAAUAUCUCAAUUUAAAAACACGUUCUCAUUAAUAUGGUGCUAAAAACUAUUUUCCUCAGCUCUUAAUUAUUCACUUGUUCAUUUAGACUCAGUUGAAUCAUGUGCCAUGCAUUCCAGUGUGUCAGAUAUUUUAACUUUCACAAAUGUAGGAUUUUAUUUUCGGUCUAAUACUUCAUUUAAGAUUUGGAAUGUGAUUGAAACUUUGAAUAAAGCCGGAGAAUGCUGA